Molecule: messenger RNA, 3464 nt
Organism: Zophobas morio
Lineage: Eukaryota; Metazoa; Arthropoda; Insecta; Coleoptera; Tenebrionidae
Product: prostacyclin receptor
Exons: 5
Coding region: 274-1323 (349 amino acids)
Biological process (GO): positive regulation of cytosolic calcium ion concentration; inflammatory response; adenylate cyclase-activating G protein-coupled receptor signaling pathway
Cellular component (GO): plasma membrane
Molecular function (GO): G protein-coupled receptor activity
Source: RefSeq, a predicted model, not a curated record
UUAAAUACGCUUGUUGAUCACGCGUUGAACUCGUAAAAAAUUAAAUUUCCCGCCAAAUCGUGUUAAAAUAAGCGUGUUGAGCAAUCGUAUUUGAACUUUAACUGCAAUCAGUGAUUUAAAAUAAGCGAAAUUCAGUGGUCAGUUUCCUCGCGCCCACCACCCUCUGAAGACGCUCAGUAAGAGGUCAGCAGUGUUUACAAACAAUCGUCACAAUGCACAAAGGUCGAUAAGUUUGGAUUUAUAAGUAAAUAGUGAUAAUAGAGGAUUCGAGUCAUGGAUAAUAAUACUUGUGAAGGCAUGGUGGAAGUUGGUGUUCUUCGCUACACGAUCAUCACGCUGGUCUUCUUCAUCGGGGUCGCUGGCAACAUCGCUGCCCUCUGGAUCCUCUACAGAUCAGCGCGAACCAGGAACAAGAAGCACGUCCUGAUGCUGCGAUGUCUCGCCGUCAACGAUCUGGUGGCCGAAGUGGGCAUGUUCACCGUCAUAACCCUCCAAAAGUACGAACUGGUCCCUAUUUACUGGAGGUGUGUGGGUUUUGUGCUCCUCCGCGCCUUCGGACUGGGAUCGGGAUGUGUGGCCUUUGUCAUGGCUUUAGAGAGAUGGGUGGCCCUCACAAGGCCUUUCUACUAUCAACAGCUAGUCACCUACAGAAUGAUAAAAAUAUUUAUUUUCUCCCUGUGGUGUGGAGGAGCCUUAUUGACUUAUCUCCCUCUGUUUGGUUUCGGAUUGUACUACAAAGGAGAACCCGACGACCAUCACGAUGGAAAAUGUUGUAGAUAUAGGGAUGCCACAGAACUUAGCGACAAGAUUUAUGCUUACAUAUUUUUUAUUUUCGGUACUGCUUUGUGCUUUUGUAUAGCGUUUUGCAACCUUACCGUGAUUUGGGAACUGUCAAAAAUCCGUUCAAAUGACCGUGUGUUAGUUCGAAGAGUGAGUCGAUCUACAAUGAACAGUCGAAUAGCAGCAGCCAAGUGUCAAACCCCGGAAGAAAUAGCCUUUGCCAAGUUGAUGGCAGUAAUUUGCAUCAUAUUCGUGGUGUGUUGGGCUCCCCAAAUGAUUUCAAUUCCGUUGGCCCAGUUUUGGAAAAACUCGACUUUUGACAAAGUGUUCGCAAAAAUGGCAAACUUCCUCAUGUGUACUUACUUUACGUUGGAUCCCUACGUCUACGUAUUACAACGUUACAUAGAAAAAAAGAAAAUCGUGUUACGGUGUUGUUGCCCGCGUCGCUAUAAGGGUAGUAUCCCCACUUCUUCAGUAACAGCAGGAACGCCCACUUCCGUUCUUUUGCAUCCUCCUUCCUUUACUAGUCUCUCCGUUAUGUAAAUUUUAACCUUUUUACAAGUAUUUAUUGGUUUCUUUAAGAAAUUUCUUAAUUAUGCAACUUAUCGCGAUUGCUUAGUGUACGAGUCUUUGUUUGGAAAAUUACUUGACCCAAAUCUCGCUUGAUGAAUGAUUUAGAUAACAAAAACAUUGCAUGUUGAUUCAAAAUUUAUCUACCAGUAGGGCAGAUGUUAUUAAGAAUGUGCUUUACAAAGCAAGCAUUACUAAUUUCGACGAACUCCAUCAAGUACCCACGAGCUUGCGACACACACUCACCCCAUUUUACUAUCAAAAUUCAUAAACAACCAAGUCGCACUCACAAAUAUCGGACGACAUGCCCUAGUUUAGUUCAGUCUAGGGAUUACAUGGAUAUCGCUAAAAGCUGAUAAGAAAAUUACCAGCCCUUAGUUUUUAUCAAAAGGGAUGCUUCUAGUGAUAAUUAAUUCACCGUAAAAUGUAUAUAACGAUCUGAUGUUGUUUCCAACUUAAAGACGCUUCUUAGUUUCAGUUUUUGUUCUGUAAUUCGAUUGCAGUCAAGGCGUUUUGUGAUAGUUAUGCACGUUCGUAUUUAUUUUUGUCAUUAAUUACGUUACUUUACAGGACGGGAUGGAAACACUGUCGCAUCCGUUUUAAUAUUCAAAAACAAAAGAAACGGCUGCGUGAAACUCUUGAACUAUAAAUAAUAUGAUUACUACAUAUUUUUGUCUAUAAAGGGUGUGAAUUUAUUUAAAUAAGAAGAAACAGCGUCGCCUGAAGCUCCAUGUAGAAAACUAAUUGUUGUUGUUUACUGAUUUUAAAACAAUCAGUAUUAAGCGGAGCUUAUGUAUUACAACGAGUUAUUUUAACGAAUAAAAUAAUUUGCAGUAUUGUCUCAUAUUUUGUACAAAUAUUUGAUCAAUAUACAUAAUAUUACUAAAUAAAUAAAUCUAAACACAGCUUCUUUCAGGAUUAUUAACUAUAUUUGAGAAAUUAAUCUAUAAUAUACCAAUUAGUUUUCCACAUUGUGGCUACAAGUUUCCUUUAGAAGAACAUUCUGUAUAUUGAUAGUACAAUAGUCCAAAUUGAUAGCUUUGUACAGUUAUUAAUUUUUGGGACAACUUCUGUGUUAAUUUUUUUCUAGAAUACAUUCCAGUAUGUGUCUUUAACAAAAAAUAGAGAAUAUGUUUGUUUAUCUAGUCAUCGCCUACAAAAUGGAAAGUAGGGCUACGAAGGCAUAACAGAAUAUUUACAAAAAAGACACUUCCUGUGGUGUUAGAAUUAUGUAGAAUUACUGGAUCAUUCUAUAUAUUAACAAUAAACUGAGUAAGUAUAUGAUUUAAUUUAAGCCGGAGAGCGCUUAAGAACGGAUAGAAAUGUAUUCAUUUUUAUAGUGAUUUGUAGUUUAUAUAUUCUUUACACCUUUUGGAUUAUAAUUUUCUACACCUUAGCUUAAAGGAGAAGUUUAGAAUUUACAUAUGUAUGUACUACCGAUUUUUUUACUGGUACAGUAUUCACGCUUCAUGUAUUAAUUUAUGAUUAAGUUUUCAGCUAACUUUAUGUGAAAAACAUUUUUGUAAAUUUUGUGUGGCAAAGAGCUAACAUUGAAAAUUUUUCUAUAGUAGGUCACUGAGGUGUAAAAUUCGUACAAAUAUUGUCACCAAAAUAAACACAGCGUUAUUUUGUUUCAUGAACAUACACACUUUCACUAACCCAAGAUUGUUGUAUAUGAGUAAUUUAUUCUUAAUUUGUCUUAUUUCAUCUUCGUUUACUAACAAAAUAUAACAUAACUAUGGAUUAUUUGCAUAAUAAAUCACAGCAAUAUUAUAUUUUAUAGUUAGUUUGUGGUGCAACUUGUAAUGAAUGGUAGAUAGUAGCUUAUCUCAGGCUAUGUUUGUAGUUAUAUUUAAAAUUUCCAGGAUUAGGAUUCAUUUAUAAAUUUUGCAAUCAUUUCUGUUGUGUCGUUAAAACUGUAGAUAUACGGAAAAUCAUAAAAAAAAAUGUACUGAGUAAGGUAUUGCUUGUUCGAUUUGGUUCACCGUGUAAACAAAGAGAUUGUUUUUGAGUUCAAGAACAGUAUGGUAAUUUUGUUAUAUUGAAAUAACAGACUGAUAUUAUUUUGUGAUAUAACUGUAUAGAAAAAGGACUGUUAUAAAGAAUUAACAGUA